AUUCAGGUCCACGUGUGGGGCCCUCAGUGUGGGAGUAGGGGACUGUUCUGGUCUUCUCAGGGUGGGUGGCGGGGAGCUCCCCGGGCCCGGACCCGGGCAGGGUAUAGGGACGGGUCUGGGGGAAGCAUCAUGCGGCGAAGCCCCAGACCCGGUUCGGCUGCACCAUCCCACAAACACAACCCGGAUUUCUACAGCGAUCGCAGCAACAGCUCAGUGAGCGCCACCUCCCGGGACAGUGGCUCUCGCAGAGGCAGCCGGAGGUCACAGGUGGGCUGGAAGCUGUCUACAGAAUCCUGCAGUCCCCAGCCGGGCGGAGCCGGCGGUCUGUGGCUGAGCUCCGCAGCAACAGCCGCAGUAGCAGGAGCAGCCACGGAGCCCUGCAGCCUCCACCUCUCACCCAUGGAGCUUUCCCGGGACCCUCCCGUCCAGCGGCAAUCGAAGAGCCUGACGACCCUUGUCCUCCAGGCGCUGGGAUUUUUUCCCGCCGUGUUUGGAGAAGUCGUGGGAGCCUUCUGCCGGUGCGGGGAGGUGCGUUCUCUCCGCUUCCUGCUUACAGCCUUGCUAUUCUUCAGUGUCUUCACCGCUGUAGUAUGGGGUGCACUUCUGUAUUUUGCCCCUGUCUGGGAUGAGGAAACCAAGGAGUUCCUGACUCUGAGUGAGUACCAUGAGAGAGUUCACUCCCAGGGUCUGCAGCUGCAACAACUCCAGGCUGAGCUUGACAAACUCCACACUGAUGUGUCCAGCAUCCGGGCGGCCAACAGUGAGAGGGUGGCCCAGCUCGUGUUCCAGAGGCUGAAUGAAGAUUUUGUGCAAAAACCUGACUAUGCGCUGAGUUCCGUGGGGGCUUCCAUUGACCUAGACAAGACAUCACAUGACUAUGAGGACAGGGACACAGCUUAUUUCUGGAAUCGGUUCAGCUUCUGGAAUUAUGCCAAGCCCCCCACAGUCAUCCUGGAGCCCGAUGUCUUUCCUGGGAACUGCUGGGCCUUCCAGGGUACUAAGGGCCAGGUAGUCAUUCGACUGCCUGGCCGAGUUCAGCUAAGCGACAUCACCCUGCAGCACCCCCCACCGAGCGUGGCUCACAUUGGAGGUGCUAGCAGUGCCCCCAAGGAUUUUGCGGUCUAUGGCCUCCAGGGAGAUGACAAGACUGAAAUUCUCUUGGGAAAAUUCACCUUUGAUGUGGAGAAAUCUGAGAUUCAGACCUUCCAUCUGAAGAAUGAGCCCCCCCUGGCCUUCCCAAAGGUGAAGAUACAGAUACUCAGCAACUGGGGACACCCACGUUUCACCUGCUUAUACCGGGUGCGGGCCCAUGGGCUUCGGAGUCAUGAUAUGCAGGGAGAAGAUAGCAGGACUAAGGGCGAACCUGUUACUAUUCCUCAUUAAACCUCCUGCUAAAUUCCACAA
Molecule: messenger RNA, 1404 nt
Organism: Antechinus flavipes (yellow-footed antechinus)
Lineage: Eukaryota; Metazoa; Chordata; Mammalia; Dasyuromorphia; Dasyuridae
Gene: SPAG4
Product: sperm associated antigen 4
Exons: 13
Coding region: 130-1383 (417 amino acids)
Biological process (GO): nuclear envelope organization
Cellular component (GO): meiotic nuclear membrane microtubule tethering complex; nuclear envelope
Molecular function (GO): protein-membrane adaptor activity
Source: RefSeq, a predicted model, not a curated record